AUGGCAGAGCCACGAGUAGCACCAGAAGCAGCAGCAGUGGUGCCGGUCAGCAGCGGAUGGCGUGGAGGUGGGCAGGAGGGAGGCGUGGGAGGCAGAUCAAGGCAUGUGUGUGCUUUCUGUAUGGUGAUUCUGGCAGCAGGGAUGAUUCCGGGCAGCAUGGCAGAGCCAUGGGAUGCAGUAGCAGUGGCGGCGGUGAAGGCGGCAAGCCACGAGUAUGGUGGAGGUGGGGAGGAGGGAGGUUACCCUCCUCAACCCGCCAUCACCCUCCCAUCUGCUCCCCCACCAUCCCAGCCAAGCUCCAGCAUUGGUUCCAUUGCACCUUCAGGCACCAACUCUCCCUCCUUCCCAUAUCACCUACACCACAACCGCAAGACGUGCAAUCACCCUAUUCCCCCCUCCGCGCCCCACCCUCCCUCCUGUGCUGUGUAUUUAUACAUCUGUCUACUGUCUCUUAACUAUCCCCCCCCCGGCCCACCGAAGCCCCUCUCUUACGAGGUGCUCUCUCAGGCGCCUUGCCAUCAUGGCAUGGCAUGGGGGGAGUUGAAGCUGGUGGCGACAGGAGUGGCUGGAGUGGGAUAG
Messenger RNA from Closterium sp. Naga37s-1, 579 nucleotides. The record is from the annotation of a GenBank genome assembly. NCBI's taxonomy places the organism in Eukaryota, Viridiplantae, Streptophyta, Zygnematophyceae, Desmidiales, Closteriaceae.